AUGGUUCGUUCGCUAAACUGCGUCAUCACUCUGUCCCAGAACAUGGGCAUCGGCAAGAAUGGGGACCUGCCCUGGCCCCCGCUCAGGAAUGAAUACAGGUAUUUCCAAAGAAUGACCACAACCUCUUCAGUAGAAGGUAAACAGAAUUUGGUGAUUAUGGGUAGGAAGACCUGCUUCUCCUUUCCAGAGAAGAAUCGACCUUUAAAGAACAGAAUUAAUAUAGUUCUCAGUAGAGAACUCAAGGAACCUCCACAGGGAGUGCAUUUUCUUGCCAAAAGUCUGGAUGAUGCCUUAAAAUUUACUGAGCAACCAGAAUUAACAAAUAAAGUGGACAUGGUUUGGAUAGUGGGAGGCAGUUCUGUUUACAAGGAAGCCAGGAACAAGCCAGGCCAUCUUAGUCUAUUUGUGACAAGGAUCAUGCAGGAAUUUGAAGGUGACACAAUUUUUCCAGAAAUUGAUUUGGAAAAAUGUAAACUCCUCCCAGAAUAUCCAAGGGUUCCUUCUGAUGUCCAGGAGGAGAAAGGCAUUAAGUACAAAUUUGAAGUAUAUGAAAAGAACAAUUAA
Balaenoptera acutorostrata (minke whale) is the source of this 564-nucleotide messenger RNA. RefSeq names its product dihydrofolate reductase-like. Gene Ontology annotation, molecular function: dihydrofolate reductase activity; NADP binding. The record is from RefSeq and is a predicted model, not a curated record. The transcript has a single exon. Gene Ontology annotation, cellular component: mitochondrion. Gene Ontology annotation, biological process: folic acid metabolic process; glycine biosynthetic process; tetrahydrofolate biosynthetic process. The coding region runs from base 1 to 564 and encodes 187 amino acids. NCBI's taxonomy places the organism in Eukaryota, Metazoa, Chordata, Mammalia, Artiodactyla, Balaenopteridae.